AUGUUUAGAACAGGGUCUAAUACAGUUCGGACAAAAUUUACUGAAAACGAAGACAAGAAACUCACCAAUUAUGUUAAACAGCUGGGAGAUUCAAAAUGGAAAGAAAUUGCUAAAUUGAUGCCUGGAAGAAAUGCAAGACAGUGUAAAGAUCGAUGGGAAAAGUACCUAGCGCCUAAAAUAAAUAUAACACCAUUUACAGAUGAAGAAGAUACAAAAUUACUCACUUUAUACAAUCAAAUCGGGCCAAAAUGGACACAAAUCUCAAAACAUUUCAACAAUCGUACAGACAAUAAUCUCAAAUCAAGAUAUAAGCUGCUGAUGAGACAUAAGAAAAAGGCUGAAGUAAAUCAUUCGACGCCAGAUGAAAAUAUCUUUACAGAAUCGUUGAAAGAGUGUCAGGAAUUUCUUUCCUUUCUGAAUAAUUAA
Molecule: messenger RNA, 426 nt
Organism: Trichomonas vaginalis G3
Lineage: Eukaryota; Parabasalia; Trichomonadida; Trichomonadidae
Product: RNA polymerase II transcription regulator recruiting protein
Exons: 1
Coding region: 1-426 (141 amino acids)
Source: RefSeq, a predicted model, not a curated record